Messenger RNA from Pocillopora meandrina, 6737 nucleotides. Lineage: Eukaryota; Metazoa; Cnidaria; Anthozoa; Scleractinia; Pocilloporidae. The record is from the annotation of a GenBank genome assembly.
AUGAAGAAUUCUUUCAACCGACAUGCCAUAGGAAAGAAAAUUUCUUUGGACUAUUCUCGUCAUCUUUGCGAUGAUUCAAUGACAGUAUUAACUAAAAGGCCUUCUAGAUCCUUCAGUGACACUGCUGCCAUCGAGUUUAUCAGAAGGAGAGCUCUUCAAGAAAGCACUGACUUUCAUGAAAAGGAUCCAAGGUUUGUUAACUCGGCGAGCACUGAAAGAAUUUAUCAACAAGUUUUCAAUAAGGACCAGUCAUUUCUUAACAAGUAUAGAGACAAGAACUUAAGGGUAGAGGCACACGGCCUACCAGAAACGAAACGUCCCGGCUGGACAAGUAGUUCGGACAGAAAUUCAGUCGUUAACCCGGCGAGCACUGAAAGAGUUUGUCAACAACAAGUUUUCAAUAAGGACCAGUCAUUUCUUAACAAGUAUGGAAACAAGAACUUAAGGGUGGGGACACACGGCCUACCAGAAACAAAACUUCACGGAAAUACAAGCAGCUCGGGAAAAAAUUCAGUCGUUCACGCGUUCACAAUAACUAGCAACGAUGACGAAACUCGAUCAUGUUGUGAUUCUGUUUCGUCGAUCAUUUCGAGUAACUUUGCUAGCCCUGACGAGAAAGGACAAAGAAAAAGCAAAGUUAAUGGCCUUCCGGAUAAAAAAGAAAAGUUUGAUUCCAUAACAACGUGGCUUGAGAGCUUACCCAGACCAGUUUUAUAGUUUGUAUGUUACAAAAGCUGAAAGAAACGGUACAAGCAUGCUUGUAAAGAUCCUCGAAACCACCCGAGUAGAACAUGUGUUAACAAGGUGGUCGUCACUUGUUAAAUUUUAAAAGGGUAGCAUCAGAUCCCGUUAAUCUGAUGAAAUUACCUUUUUACCAGAAACUAGAUUUUUGUUUCAUUACACUGAGAAAUACCGAAUUCUUUUUUGAUGUCUCUCUGAACAGUACUGUAAACAAAACCAUAGAAUUUGUUUUUGCUUCAGGCCAUAUGCUAACAGGUCUUUUGUUUGGUUUAAGAGUCUGAAAUUCCAUGUGGGUCAUUUUGAAUCAUCUAGAUCAUUUAUGGAAAUAAAAACCGCUAAAGUCACGAAAGGAAGGUCAUUUUUGACGCAUUACACCGCAAAUCGUGUCGGCCGCCUAACAAAAUCAAUUCAACAGUCUUGAUUGCAGAAUAGUUAUGAUGGCAUGAUUUCGCCAAUUAUGACUUUGGUUUUAUUCAAUUAGAACUUUAAGCUCAAUACAUUGUCAUAAAAUACAAAUAAAACUUCUUCCUGCCCCUUGUUUUUAACAAACCGAUUUUAUUAAAUUGAUACAACGUUCGUACGUAGCCUUGUUAAAGAAUUCUAGAAAUUGGUACCUUCGUAGUUCCGCAAAAUCUUAAUUAAUUGUUUAACUGUUAUUGAUGAUUUGAUAGGGAAAACACUUGGGUGAUUUUAGUCCACCGCCUAAAAAUUCUGCUCCACUGAGACGGUUUGGACGAAUUAAUGGCACUAAAACGAGCACGCAGACAACAGAGUAAAUUUGUCAAACUGAUUUUGCAUCUUUCAAACCCAUAGAGAUGAAGCUUACUUUACAACCAAUAUUAUUGAGUCAAAAUUAACCCCGUAAUAUUUAAUCAGCUUUAACAAUCUAAGCAAAAUAGUUAUCCAUCAUAGAAUCAGUUGAAAAGAUGUCCUUAUCAUUUUAAAUGGAUAAACAGAUCCUUCAGUAUCAAUGAUAGGGAUCUGAAGCCCACAGCGACGGGGACGCGGCAAAAUAGUAGAUUCUGGGUAGAACAAGAGUUCAGCACGUGCGUUUUAAAACUUUUUACACUUUCUUGGUCGUCUGCUGCAAAAAAAAAAAAGCGUUAAAUCACCAAAAUUUGCGUGGUCCCAGAACGAUAACUCCGACGGCAGAUUAUUUAAGUUACCAUUGGAAUCAACCCUGUACAUUAGCGUUAUGCUGAAAUCAAUUGAGGUGUGGCGCUUUGAGAGAAGGUAAACUCAUCGGCCAUUCGUGAAAUUCGUUCUAAAAAAAUUCAUUGCGCAGAACACCUAUUGUUCUCGCGACGUUUACUAACAGUAUCGAGAAAAUAUAGAUCUGUAACAUGAGCAAGGAAGCGCAAUCUGGAGACAAAGAUUACGCGGGCUUUCCUACUCAGGAAAUAGUGCUUUAGCUCAUUAACUGUUCAAGGCGGAAUUAAGAAACAAUAGCUUAGAAAGUUAUUGUUUAUGCUAUUUGUAAAUAGAAUUAGAGAGAUGGUGAGUUUUGAGCUUGGUAAAGAAAUAGAGAAAGAUGUUUAUUGUCUUGUCACGAGCGUGGGACAAAAAUAAAUUUUUGGGUCCCCAUGAGGAAUCGAACUUCUCACCUUCGGAUUCCGCGCUCCAAUGCUCUACCACUGAGCGAAGUCAAUUACAAAGUUCCUAUGACGCGCGUCCUGCAUACUGCUAGGAUUAGCAAAGUCGAUAGCGUCAUGUUUGUAAAUAGAAUUAGAGAGAUUGUAAGUUUUGAGCUCGCUAAAGAAAUAGAGAGAGAUGUUUUUCGUCUUGUCACGAGCGUAGGAUAAAGAAAAAAUUUUAUUUACAAACAUGACGCUAUCGACAUUGCUGAUCCUAACAGUAUACAAGACGCGUGUCAUAUGAACUUCGUAAUAGAUCUCCCUCGCUGCAGCGUUGCUGUGGGUUAGUGGUAGAGCAUUGGAGCGCGGAAUCCGAAGGUCUGAGGUUCGAUUCCCUAUGGGGACUCAGAAUUUCUACGCUCUUUUCAGAAAUUUUACGCUCGUGACAAGACGAAAAUCAUCUUUCUCUGUUUAUGCUCUUGUUAGGAAAAAUCACACACUACGUGCUCGUGUUACACGCUGGAUGAGAGUUCGAUUUUGAUACUGACGGUUACAUAUUCAUCUCUUUCUACAUCUUACUCAACAAACACUUCGGUUCCAUCAUUACCCGGAUUCGAUUCGAUUUUCAUCGGAAAAAUUAACCUGCACGAUUUUUCUAUAAUAGUAUUGACGUAAUGAAGUCUUAGAAGUCACUUUGACACUUGUUUCUACGAAAGGAAAAAAAAUGUCACACACGUGUUGAGUUGAAUCAGGGACAAGAUGUACUGCCUUCUAUAGCUUUUGUAUUUUCUUUUUUUUUUUUUCAUUAGUGUCAAACAUUAUUUACAAGGCAUUGGUUAGUUUUGAUGCUGAACUGUUUUUAAUUAUUUGUUGUUUUUCCACCAAAAAAACCUGUCGCUUCUAUCAUUAAUUCCUUUUCGCAAAGCUGUUGUAAACCGUUUCUUUCAGCUUCUCUUGAUCAGUUUCAGCACCAAUCACCGAUCGUGUACCGCAUUGUGAGAGGAGGCGGAGCUUAGAGAAAAUUAACGUACUCGCGGGAGACUUGAAAAAGGUCUUACCGGAGCCCUUUGAAGACAAAUUUAGCGGAAAAGCCGAGGCAAUAAGCGACGUUUCUAGUGAAGGUACAAAGGGCCUCUAUUAUCUCUCUUCUUCAAAAGCCAUAUGGUAAAAGUGGUUUAUUCAAAGUGACUCAAAUGAAACUAAGAUAAAAAUCGCCCCUCUGAUGAUUUUAAGGCCGUUUUCUCUAUUGUUUGGCGCGCGUUCCGGCAAUUCAUUUUCAAAUUUACCACCGGUAAGUGUUAACAAGACCCGGAUGUGUCGCAGCAUUCUGGGUGAACUUGAAUUCGUUUUGAAAUCGGCGCCUUUCUUAGCGUUGUCGUCCUGACUACUUCAGGUCCAUAAUGAUAAUAAUAAUAAUAAUAAUAAUAAUAAUAAUGAUAACAACAAUAAUGAUAACAAUAAUGAUAAUGAUGAUGAAGUUAGUAAUAAGAAUAAGAAAUAUCUUUAUUUCAAGUGCUAAAAUCUAUUUUCAAUGAAAUCUGUAAUUCCCUAUUUUUUUAUAUAUGUCGAUAACAAUAAAAUUAUAAAUAUAAAUACACUACUAAUAUGUUUGCUAAGGAAAAAAACAAAACAUGUUUAAAAAUCUGUUGACUUUGAUUGAAAUAGGUAAGAUUUAUCUAGGCUAAAAUAUAGCAAUAAAGAAUUAAAGGCUGGUAUUAAGAAAUGUAAAAAUUGGCGAUAAAAAGACCUAGGAGAUGGCUCCUUCAAUAAAGUCAAUAUCAAUGUCAUUGUUCUUAAUGUCACGCUGAACUUUCCUAAUGUUCCCAGAGCCUCUUAUACAGACAAGAGCAGAUCGCAAAAGCGCAAAGAGGAUGGCUGUGGAAAAUUGCUCUUCUUUCUUUGAAGCAAUGAGCUAUGCCACUCUACAAUGAAACCUAAGGCAUUCUUUCCCCAUCCCACCCGUUGUCGUUGAAAUCCGGCCGGGUGAGUGUUCCCUGUUCCACAUCAAGCACUCUUCUAGUACUAAUAAUAGAUAAAGAACUAAUAAGAGAUAUUAAUAAUAGUAGUAUAAUCAACUUUAGUUAAACAGGGGAGAACACAUAACACUAUAAAAAAUGAAAAGCCACUGCACCUCGCAGAUAAUUAAUUAUUAAAAAACCUAAUCAAGUAUCUAUGUUGAAAUGACAACCCUAAAAUAACUUAAAAGAAAAGCUAAAAGUAGGUAAAGCUACAGCUGAUAAUCAAAACAAAGAGACAUUCAAAACAUAUUGAUAAAUAAUUCAAUUACAAGAUAAUACAGUCUGAAUGCUCCUAACCGUUUUUGAAAUGUUCAAAAACUGACUUCCUGAGGCUAGCUAGAUUCAAUUCGCUCCCGAUUGUGACUUUUGUUGUUAAUCCAGAGACUUGUGGUCGACACAUUGAAAGACCCUCUCCCUCUGUCUCCCGUUUGAAUUGAGGGAAGAAAAGAUUUUGUAGACCAUAUCUGCUUGAUCUUUCAUCGAAAUCGAUAUUUCUUUUGCGUAUGGAUAAAAAAAGGGUUACCCUGUGUAAAGCCGAAUCUUUAGUUUGCGACGUAUUAAUUGGCUUAAACCGUUACUUGCUUUCAAACAUUUAGAAAAUGUUCGCUUUGUUGAUCGCAAAUGGAGCAACUACGUCAUAAGUAAUUAUUCGUCUGAGAAUGUGUGACGCACAUACUUGCAAUGGCCAAUUAAAAGAUGAACACGAAAUAUAUUUGAAAAAUUUCUUUUAAGGGUUUUCUAACUUACGAAAAAAAAAAUAAUUACAGGAUAAUUGAAACUAUAUUAGGAAAAAUAAUAUUGUAAACAAUCCUCCUGUAGGGACCCUACGUUCGAGCAGAUACAAGACCUAACUUGAAAUACAUCUUAUUCACUCUAAGGAUUCUGAGGCGCUGGGACAAUCCCUGAAAUAUUCUGGUUUUCCAUGACGACAUAGCUAAUAUCAGAAAUUAGCCUCACGGAAAAUUACUCUGACACAUCGGUCAACCCUCUGAAGAAUGUUCAAAGGACUUCAAAGACAAGCGAUUAGUAUUUCAAGGGCCAAGUUUUUCUUAUCUUGGUCUGCUCCAAAGAUGUCAAACAAAAUUAAUCACGAACUGAAAUCUCCAUUUUAUCUCCAACUUUAAAAAGAAGACGUGACAAAAAACAUGUGCACAUCCGGGCUACAAAAUUUGACGUAAAAUUUCAUGCAAACACAGCAAACGAUCAUCUGUUUUCUUAUGUCUCUUGUUAAUUCCCCCAGAAAAUCGCUCAAGAAGGAAACAAAUGCAUUGUGUGAACAACGAUUUCCAAAGUGCGAAAGAAUUGGGUUUCUAUAGUAGCUGAAUUUCUGUUCUUACUUUCAAAAUGCCUUUCCGCUGCAAGACAGUAAUAGCGCCGCGAAAAGUGUAGAAGAAAUGGAAGCAGUUUUACAAAACUAAAACCCAUUUUCCUUGCUCUACACAUGGCUCUUGACUGAAUGGCUCAGAAUUGCAUCAGCCUUAUGUCUCUAAGAAACGGAUAAAUACAGAAGUAUUCUGGGUCGAUUCACAGAAAUAGCUCGAUCACAUUUACGAUAACUAAACGCCACUCGAAUUUUCUUCCUUUAGAAAAUAUGUCUUCCCUUAAGAGCAAAGUAAGUUGAUAAAUCGUAGGCUUUUUAUUCACCACCAGAAUGACCAUUGCGAAUAUUCAUUUUAUCCCCAUGGCGUGAUAUGACUGUCAAUCAAAUCACUGAAUCAAUUUGACGCACCGACUUCGUCACACUGAAUAAAAUUAAUGAUAAUCGAUUAUGUAAUUCAUAAAAAUCCAAAUAGAUUAACUUUGUUCCCUAACUGCGGAAGCAGAGAGAUGUCUGUUAACAUCUUAAGCUAAAGAGAUGACAUCAAGAGAGAUGUUAGCAAGGAACGACCGCUUCUCCAAAUGGAGACAGUCAUUAGACUACUCGAGACAUCUCUGCACUGUAACUAGGCCUUCAGCAUCACUGAGAGGUAAUUCGAUACAAUCACUCAAUACCGUUGGAGCAGCAAAACCCUUUGGAAAUACUCACUGUGGCUCAUUAAACGACGGCAAGAAGAGGAAAGGACAGUCGACUAGCUCAGGAAACGACAAAAUUGAUCUGAAGCAAACUCAAGCUUCCAAGCUUCGCGGCAUGCGAAGUGCUCACGACUUUUCACUCAGUCUGCGGCCUCAUACAGGCAGAAAACCAAGUCGGAUGCCUUCAUAUGAAGGAGGUGAAGAUGUUUAUGGAGAAGAUGAAGAUGAUGCAAGUUCUCUUUGUAAUUCUGUUUCGUCCAUUGCUUGCAGCAGCAUAUUGGACGUGGAUAAACCGGAAAAAUGGAUCAAGGAUGUUCAUAAGUCAGUUGAUAAACUAACAAAGUUUCGUGCUGUUCAAAAUUGGCUAAAAAAUUUACACAAACGGUUUUAA